AUGCCAAGUAAGCUGCGAAUUUUGUCAAUACGCUUGUACAAAAAUGUCAACAUAGCUAGCAAGAACGCUGAACUCGCAAUCGGAAGCCAUCCGCUAGCUCCAGAGCUACCGGAAAUGAGGCUUCCAAGCCCACAUGUGAAAAAGCCGCAGGGCGUGUCCGCUGGUGAAAAUGUGACGCUCUCACGCGAUGCUGUGGUGCGCUCACGUGAUGCUGGCGUGCGCUCACGUGAUGCUGGCGUGCGCUCACGUGAUGCUGGCGUGCGCUCACGUGAUGCUGGCGUGCGCUCACGUGAUGCUGGCGUGCGCUCACGUGAUGCUGGCGUGCGCUCACGUGAUGCUGGCGUGCGCUCACGUGAUGCCGUGGUGCGCUCAUUUGAUGCUGAGGCGCGCUCACGUGGUGCUGUGAUGCGCUCCCGUGAUGCUGUGGCAAGCUCACGUGAUGCUGUGACGUCUCUCACAUCUGACUCGGAGUGUUGGGAUUCAUUAGCUUCGUGUAGCAUCGCCUUGCGUUUCCUUUCUUCCUCAUCGGCGCUUCAAAAAACAUUGUUUUAA
Parnassius apollo (apollo) is the source of this 552-nucleotide messenger RNA. The record is from the annotation of a GenBank genome assembly. Lineage: Eukaryota; Metazoa; Arthropoda; Insecta; Lepidoptera; Papilionidae.